Molecule: messenger RNA, 1683 nt
Organism: Mangifera indica (mango)
Lineage: Eukaryota; Viridiplantae; Streptophyta; Magnoliopsida; Sapindales; Anacardiaceae
Product: membrane-associated kinase regulator 5
Exons: 3
Coding region: 336-1415 (359 amino acids)
Cellular component (GO): plasma membrane
Source: RefSeq, a predicted model, not a curated record
ACAAUUCUGACCAGCUCCUCUGCCAUGGUAAAAAUUUAGCUCUAGUCGUAGUCCCCUGCACACAGACUCUUCAUCUUUAUAGCCUCUGAAACUCUUCUCUCGGUCUCUUCUGGCUGCCCAUUCGCCAAAGCUUGGCUCGUCACGUGCUCUCUCUGUGACCCCAACCAAAACCCAAACAAACCAAUACUGCACAGUUCUACCAGAAAAAGCUUGAAAGCUCUCUCUUUGAGACUAUUUAUAUAAGCGUAAAGACCAAAUCAGACUAACCCCGUCUCCCUUUUACUCUUUCUCUUUCUCUUUCUCUUUCUCUCUGAGGCCUCUUCUGCUGUGUUACUAUGGAAGCUCUCAGCUUUAUAAAGUUCUGGAGGCCCCCCACCACCACCACAACUGCUAGUAACGGUGAUGGUGUUGAAGUUUCUAAUGUUGUUGUGGGCUCGGAGUGUGAAUUGGUGGAUGAAGGGGAUGACUCUUUCUUUGAAUUGGAGCUUACUUUAUCUGAUUUUGACAGCAAGAGAAACAACGGCAAUGGAGGCAACAGUGAAGAACAAGUCCACUAUUCUGCAGGCCAUGACGGAGAAUUGAAGAUUUCAUCUUCGAGUGAUGUCUUGUCAAAGAGAAAGAUCCUUCCUAUAGAGCCGACUUCUUCAUCGAAACCUCAGACUCCAAUCGCAUUGCUGAAAUCAGCUCCAAAGCUUCGUGUUUCCAUCUUCAAUAAAUCGAAAUCAAUGGCGGCGACGCUCAGAGCAGAGAAAACAGGGACCACAGCCUCCACUUCCAAACAGGAGAAGCGAGAAACUAAUAAGCUUUUUACUGUCAAAUUCAAAGUCGAAGAAAUUUCGAAUCUUUCAAUGUUUACAAGAGCUUGCAGUUUGAGAAAACCAAAAAAUACAACAGAAGGCUCAUCGUCUUCAUCGUUGCCAAAGAGAUUAUCCAAAGAUGUGAUACAGAAAUACUUGAAGCUCAUUAAACAAUCAUAUUUCAAAGUCUCAAAAACGAAGAAUGGGAAGAUGGGGUUUUCUGGGCAGUUAACAGAGGCUUCCCCGACAUCAUCUCCGGCAACUUUCCCGGUGCGUUCUCCGAUGAAGGAGAGAAAUUCUUCGGGAGGGUUCCGAGUUAUGAAUAGGCAUCUGGGAAAGAGUAAAUCAGCUUCAGCAACAGUUUCAUCGCCGGUCAGAAGAGACGACUCUCUGUUACUUCAACAUGAUGGGAUUCAAAGCGCCAUUCUUCAUUGCAAAAAGUCUUUCAACUCUUCAAGAGAUUCUUCUUCUUUUUCAAGAUCUACAAGUAGCAGUUCUUCACAGGGAACUCUGAGUUACCUAUCAUCAAGAGAUGCUUCUCUGUUUCCAAGAUUCAGCAGUGCUUCAUCCUGCGAGGAAAUCAUUUCAGCUAGAAGAUCAAACGAUGAAGGAAUCUAAGCGGGAAAAAAAACAGUCUGCCAAAUCUCAUUGAAAGGAAUCCAAUCCACACAUAACAAAAAAGAAAGAAAAGAAAAUUGCAUAGGAGAAGAAUAUGAUUCUAUUUUCAUUUUUAAUAUUUAGUUUGGAGUAAUGUGUAAUGCAUGAAUAUAAUGAUUAUGACUAGUGAGAAGAAGAGAGAAUUUGGUGCUGUUGUUGCGUGUAUAGUGAUGGGUCAUUAUGAAAAAUUUGAAACAGAAUCCUUAUUUGGAUCUUCUGUUGAUCUUUC